CUUCAAAACUUAUCUGAUAACAACUGGUAAAAGUCAAGUAUAUACAGUCUCUUUCAUUCCUCUAGGUGUAUACAAAAAUUCCUCUUUCCUUGUUUUCCGUUAUUACAUACGCUACAUCCCAUCUCCCAAGUUGUCACCCGCAGCCUUCACGAGUCCAAGUUUGACCGCGGCCAUGUCUUCUCCUAGCGACAACGAAGAGUCGAGCCCAGAUGGCAUUAAUUCGAUCGACCAUGUUCGGAGAGCUGGACAAAUUCUUGCGGCUGGCAAACGAAAGAAGGAAGCCAAGCUGAAAGCCAUCGAGAAAGAGUUCAAUCAGAGAGUCGAAAAGGCACACACCAGCUUUCAGGAAUUCCUUGAGGCUCAUAAUUCAAGGGUCUCUGAAGCUCAGAAAGCUCAAAUGAAUAGUCUCAACCACGCCCUUCAUAGACGCCAACUGGUGGAAAUUGACAUUUGGAAGCAGCUCAAGGCUCUCGAGAAGUCAAGAAGAGCACUCGCGAAGCUUCUGAUUGAGGUGUGCCAGGCGCGCUUGGAGACUACGGCCGAGAUCGGUACGACGGGACGCGUGCCUGAGAAGGCACCCAAGCUGUGACCAGAGGCGGCCAGAGGCCAGAGAGAAACUGCCAACCAAUAUCUCACACUCCAUAUUGUUAUACAAACUUUGCUACAUUCACUAACACAUGUAUUUUGCUGGACGUAAGAAGAUAUGCAUACGGAAGAGGACUCUUUAGGGAGGCGAUUACUAAUAUGAAUACACGGGCUGAACGUCAAAUUAUGGGCUUGUUUUGCAUCACAACCUGUGAUUAUAGAACUGCUAAUAACUAUACAAUUCCAACUCCCUGGUACCAAACCAGAGACAGAAGCUGCUUCUGUCCCUCUUACCUAAUCUCAAUAUCUAUCCUGGCCACUCCUGUCAAUUGCUCGACCAAAUCACGCCGAUAACCAUAGUGGAGGCCAUCGCCAUCAUUCGCCAUAGCAAUGGCCUCGAAUGAAUGAUCGGUCUCAAACCUACUACGCCUCUUCAAACAAUCUGCAUCUCCC
Molecule: messenger RNA, 1038 nt
Organism: Pseudogymnoascus verrucosus
Lineage: Eukaryota; Fungi; Ascomycota; Leotiomycetes; Thelebolales; Thelebolaceae
Exons: 4
Coding region: 173-589 (138 amino acids)
Source: RefSeq, a predicted model, not a curated record